UAAGGAGGCUAUGUGGGUAUUGCUUGCUUAUUCUUUCUGACUGUUUCUUAUUGAUUUACCAUGGGGGGAGAAAGGUUCUCUGUUGGGUUCAUAAUUUUUGGUUUGUUUGGGUGUUUAUGUAAUGCUCAAGAGGGACAGUGGCUUUCAAACCUGAAUGGUGCUAAUCCUGGGACAACCGGACAGUAUAACAGGCAGCCAGUGGGCUCACAGGCUCCUGUCACGGCUCGACCACCCCUUGGAAGACCGUGGUUCACCCAGGCUCCCGUGACUCCCCGCCCAACCUUCGGGGGACCAGGCUUCACCCAGGCUCCCGUGACUCCCCGCCCAACCUUCGGGGGACCAGGCUUCACCCAGGCUCCUGUGACGCCUCGCCCGACCCUUUGGGGGCCCACAGUUCCAGUGGAACCUCCUACACCUAAGCCUGAUGCUGUGAAGGCCCACUGUGGGGAAAGCUCUGUUCAGUUGGAAGUGGAUAUGGACCUGCUUGGCAUUGGUCACCUGAUCCAACCAUCUGACAUCACCCUAGGAGGCUGUGGACCUGUUGGGCAGGAUAAGUCUAGUCUCCAUCUUCUGUUUGAGACAGAGCUGCAUGGCUGUGGCAGUGUACUUGCGACGACUGAGGACUCCCUAGUCUACACCUUUACCCUCAACUACCAACCUAAAGCUCUUGGUGCCACGCCCAUAAUUAGGACAUCUGAUGCUGUGGUGGGCAUCGGGUGCCACUACAUGAGGCUGCAUAAUGUCAGUAGUAAUGCCCUGAAACCAACCUGGAUCCCCUACCACUCUACCCUGUCUGCUGAAGACCUCCUUGUAUUCUCUCUGAGGCUCAUGACUGAUAACUGGCAGAUGGAGCGGAUGUCUAACGUGUUCUUCCUGGGGGAUCUCAUUAACAUUGAAGUUUCUGUGGUCCAGGCCAACCACGUACCCCUCAAUGUAUUUGUGGAUUCCUGUGUAGCUACUUUGGACCCUGAUAUAAAUGCAGUACCCAGAUAUGCUUUCAUUGAGAAGGGGUGUCUAAUGGAUUCCAAGCUGACCAACUCCCGCUCCCAAUUCUUGCAAAGAGUACAGGAUGAUAAGCUGCAAUUUCACCUGGAUGCUUUUAGGUUUGCCCAGCAGGCCAGGAGUACAAUCUACAUUUUCUGCCAUCUGAAAGCCACUGCAGUUUUGCCUGGUUCAGAAGGAAGGGCAUGCUCCUUUCCUCCUGGAUACGAACGGUGGAUUAGUGCAUCUGGGAAUGACCAGGCAUGUAGUUGCUGUGACACUAGCUGUGCUAUGAGGAAGGGCAGGAGUGUCAAUUCAGCUGUACAGUAUGAGGGUAGUGCAGUCCUAGGCCCCAUUGUUGUCCAGGAGGCUACCAAAGAUGUUGUGCCUGAGCUCCAUGGCUCUCUGAAGGUGGAUCACUGGUCAGAAGGUUCCUCUGCUGUGCUAAUGGUUGGAGUGGCUGCAGUGGGACUGGUCUGCAUGAUUGUGCUGGGCACAGUACUAGUGUGGCGACGGUACUACAAACCUAUGGUCUUGUAACUGGGUGGAGGUUUUUUGAAUAAAACAUGUAAACAAGUAA
Messenger RNA from Anguilla anguilla (European eel), 1561 nucleotides. Its product is annotated as zona pellucida sperm-binding protein 3-like. Gene Ontology annotation, biological process: binding of sperm to zona pellucida; egg coat formation; positive regulation of acrosome reaction. The coding region runs from base 61 to 1521 and encodes 486 amino acids. The transcript is spliced from 9 exons. The record is from RefSeq and is a predicted model, not a curated record. Gene Ontology annotation, molecular function: acrosin binding. Gene Ontology annotation, cellular component: extracellular matrix. NCBI's taxonomy places the organism in Eukaryota, Metazoa, Chordata, Actinopteri, Anguilliformes, Anguillidae.